This is a messenger RNA of Carassius auratus (goldfish), 1286 nucleotides long. Its product is annotated as antigen WC1.1-like. The coding region runs from base 63 to 854 and encodes 263 amino acids. The transcript has 9 exons. The record is from RefSeq and is a predicted model, not a curated record. Gene Ontology annotation, cellular component: membrane. NCBI's taxonomy places the organism in Eukaryota, Metazoa, Chordata, Actinopteri, Cypriniformes, Cyprinidae.
GUGGAGCAGCACUGAGGGCUGAUGGGAAUUCAGUCUUUGGUGCUGGUGAAGGUGUUGUGUGGAUGAACAGAGUCGAGUGCAGAGGGAAUGAGAUUCACCUGUGGGACUGUCCUCUCUCCCUGAAAAACCACACUGACUGCUCCCACAAAGAGCACGCUGGACUCACCUGUGCAGAUUUGUCAGUGUCCUCUUCUCCUGCCACAACAACAUCAGCUUCUCGUCCAGUUUCUCCUCCAGUGCGCUCAACAUCAGUCUCUCCUCCACAAACUCUCUCCGUCCCCCCAGUGCUUGUGAUUGUUCUGGGAGUUGUGCUCUUACUGCUCUUAGUGCCACUGCUUAUACUGAUUCAGCAGAACAGAGUGAUGAGGAGAGCUCUCUCUAAGAGGAGACACAAGAUGAAGACUGAGGCCGUUUAUGAGGAGAUUCAGCACAGAUCCAAUAACAGACACAGUCUCUUCACUCAGAGGGGAAGUGUCCUUUCUGGAGAACAGCAUUCUGGGUAUGAAGAUGCUGAUGAGCUUCUUUCAGCAAACUCUGCAGAAAGAGCAGACUCUGCAGAAAGAACCAAACCUGAAUACCAUAAUGAUUUCUCCAGCACUAAAGGCCCAACAGAAAAGCAACAAAUCACAUCAGAGAACUAUGAUGAUGUCAUCACUUCUGGACUGAGACAUGCUACAGAUGACUUGCCAGAAAACUACGAUGACGUCAUCAUCAUACGACAAUUCUCCAAUGAUAAAGCAGAGGGUGUUCAGGAGGAGUAUGAUGAUGUGAAGAAUGUCAGAGAAUAUAUGAGUGACAUGUUUGACUAUGAUGAUGUGGAGGAGGAUCCAGGAAAACAGACAGGAGCUGUUUAACUCAAACCUCACACACUGCAUCAGAUCCUUUUAAAGCUUUUAAAGUUUUAGCAAUCUUACUAUAUGUGUUUCAGUUGAAGUCUACAAUUGCAAUUUUUGACAGAAAAAAAAAAUGCUUUGCUUUCAUGACCUUUUCGAAAGGUGCUUGACUUUUUCCAGACGCUGUUACAGAUCUUUUUUAUUAUGUAUCCUUAAGAAUUCGAGAGAACAAAAACCUGUCAUUUUCUGACAUUGAAUGACUUUGUAUAAACAUAAUUGUGUUGAGUUCAGAUCGUUCAUCAUUCAGCUGCCACCCAUCAUUAAUGGAUUACAAUAUCUUCAACUUAAUAGUAUCAUAAUAUGAAAUAUCAAAAUAUCAUUCACUGAUGGUUCUGUUAAUAUUUUGUUAAAGGACAUUAGAAUGUUUAGGGGACCGAGAGCUCAACCCGCUGC